Pseudozyma hubeiensis SY62 is the source of this 2196-nucleotide messenger RNA. RefSeq names its product phospholipid:diacylglycerol acyltransferase. Gene Ontology annotation, biological process: triglyceride biosynthetic process; lipid storage. The record is from RefSeq and is a predicted model, not a curated record. Gene Ontology annotation, molecular function: phospholipid:diacylglycerol acyltransferase activity. Bases 1 to 2196 code for a protein of 731 amino acids. Gene Ontology annotation, cellular component: perinuclear endoplasmic reticulum; cytoplasm. The transcript has a single exon. NCBI's taxonomy places the organism in Eukaryota, Fungi, Basidiomycota, Ustilaginomycetes, Ustilaginales, Ustilaginaceae.
AUGAACAACCGCAAGAAUAAGCGCAGCGGCGCAAACCAUCACAACGACAAUGGAUCCUCUUCUGCGCACCAGCACAACACGCACUCCAAUGGAGCUGCAUCGUCGUCAACGUCGAACAGCAACGAUGGAACAAGCACGCCACCCCAGCAGAUCAUCCUCAACAAGAGCAGGCGUCCUUCCAUGAAAGGCAGGGCCAGCUACAGCGUCACAGCACCCGGAACUCCAUGGCACGAGCUCGAUCUGUCCGAGAUCCCCUUUCUACGCCACGACAUCGCCGAGGUCCCCAUCCAAAAGGGUCUCAUGCGCUAUCGACGUCUCUUCUUCAUCUUUGGCGCCGCUCUUGGUGCCGUCAUCGCGUUCCUCGCAUCUAGAAACGUCCAAAUGGCUCAGCACGUCGCGUCACUACGCUCGCUGGUGGACGACUCCUUGGACGGCUUCAGCAUCGACUUUCCUUCCAUCGACAUCGGCAUGCCCAAGGAGUUCGCAGACAUGGGUGACAACCUCUUCAGUCGAUCUCGAGACUGGUUCAAGAACAAAGACUUUGGAAUCGGUCGCGAUCUCAGCCGCAAAGGCUACACCGCCGACCACCCUGUGAUCCUCAUCCCCGGUGUCGUGUCUACCGGUCUCGAGAGUUGGACAACCGACGAAAGCUCAGCGAGCUACUUCCGGAAACGUCUCUGGGGCACCACCACAAUGAUGCGCACCAUCGUCUUCGAAAAGGAAAUGUGGGUCCGCCAUCUUUCACUCGAUCCAGAGACCGGUCUCGACCCACCAGGCAUUCGUGUACGAGCUGCAGAAGGUCUGGAUGCCGCCAGUUUCUUUGCGGCUGGCUACUGGAUUUGGAGCAAGGUCAUCGAGAACCUCGCCGUGCUCGGCUACGACACCAACAAUCUUUUUCUCGCCAGCUACGAUUGGAGAUUGAGCUAUUACAACCUCGAAGUUCGCGACAGGUACUUUACGCGCUUGAAGCUCAAGAUCGAACAGAACAAGGCACUCUUCGGCAAGAAGACCGUCAUCGUAGCGCAUUCCAUGGGCAGCUCCGUGUUCUACUACUUUAUGAAGUGGGUGGAAGCCGAAGGCGAAUUCUACGGCAACGGUGGGCCAACCUGGGUCGAGGAUCACAUCGAAGCCUUCACCUCGAUCGCAGGCACCUUCCUCGGCGUACCCAAGGCCAUGGCCGUCAUGCUCUCUGGCGAGAUGCGAGAUACCGUCGAAGUCCCACCGGCAGCCGCCUACCUUCUCGAGAAGUUCUUCAGCCGACGUGAGCGAGCCAAGCUCUUCCGCACGUGGGCCGGUGGCGCAAGCAUGCUCAUCAAGGGAGGCGAAGAUAUCUGGGGGAACUCCACCUGGGCUCCCGACGACGAGGAUGGAGCCGAGGACACCCACGGUCACAUCUACAGCUUCCGCAAACCCGGCACAGACCAACACGACCUCAACGAGCAGACGGUGCGAACCAAUCUCACGGCCACAGCAGCGCACAACUUUAUGCUUCAACAUGCUCCCAGUUCCUUCCAAAAGAUGCUUGCCACCAACUAUUCGCACGGCAUCGAACGCGAUGCUGACAAGCUUCAGGCCAACAACGCGGACCACACAAAGUGGUCGAACCCGCUCGAAGCGCCACUGCCCAAUGCACCUAGCAUGAAGAUGUACUGCAUCUACGGAGUGGGCAAACCCACCGAACGCUCGUACUGGUAUCAGCAAGGUGAAUACGUCACUGAAUCCUCGAUCGGUGAACAACUCGAUGAACCAGGAUGCUUCGGUCAAGAAUGUCCCGAUGUCUCGCGUACCCCUGCGCUCGACUUCCCCACCGCACGUCUCAGUUGGAUCGACCACGUGGUUCAGAAGGAAGGUGCUCUACCCAAAGUCAGAGCUGGUUGCAAGAUGGGCGAAGGCGAUGGUACGGUAUCCCUGUUGAGUUUGGGAGCGAUGUGUGCUCAGGGUUGGAAGCACAGCAUUUGGAAUCCGGCCAACAUCAGUGUCGUGACUCACGAGUUGAAGCACGAACCGGAAGCCAUGGAUUUGAGAGGUGGUCAGUCCACCGGUGACCAUGUGGACAUUUUGGGGGCGAGGGGGGUCAACGAGGCGAUAUUGAAGAUCGCAAGUGGUAGGGGAGACGAGGUCGGCGAUCAGUAUUUCUCGGAUAUCAGAAAGUAUGCCGAGGCGGUCAAGUGGAUGGGCGAUGAGCCGGGACCGUGA